UGCUGACUGAGUGGACACACUUCAACAACCCUUUGGCUUAGUUUUAUUUCUUCUAAUAUGUGCUUUUAUAUUUCAAUUUGCAUCUUAAGCAAGGCAAUAACAGAGUUGAAGAAUGGAGAUACAAGUCCCAAGAGUCAAACUGGGUACCCAAGGUUUAGAGGUGUCUAGGUUGGGAUUUGGAUGUGGAGGAUUAUCUGGAAUUUAUAAUGCUCCUCUCUCACAUGAAGAUGGAUGUUCAAUCAUUAAGGAAGUAUUCAAUAGGGGAGUUACCUUUUUUGAUACAUCAGAUCUCUAUGGACACAAACAUGAUAAUGAAAUCAUGGUUGGUAAGGCAUUAAAAGAACUUCCCCGCGAAAAAGUACAAUUGGCUACGAAGUUUGGCGUUACUUUAUCUGAUGAGAUGGUUUUGGGGGUAAAAGGUACCCCUGAAUAUGUGAGGGAGUGCUGUGAAGCUAGUCUGAAGCGGCUUGAUGUCAAGUAUAUUGAUUUAUACUAUCAACACAGAGUUGACACUUCAAUUCCAAUUGAAGACACCAUGGAGGAACUCAAACAACUUGUAAAUGAAGGAAAGAUAAAAUAUAUCGGGUUGUCAGAGGCUAAUGCUGAUACUAUAAAGAGAGCACAUGCAGUUCAUCCUAUUACUGCUUUGGAAAUGGAGUAUUCCUUAUGGUCCCGUGACAUUGAAGAAGAAAUAAUUCCACUCUGCAGAGAGCUUGGCAUUGGAAUUGUAGCAUACAGCCCCCUUGGUCGCGGCUUUUUUGCAGGAAAGUCAGUGGUAGAGGCUUUGUCUAGUCAGAGCUUGCUGGCUAUGCAUCCAAGGUUCACAGGAGAAAAUUUGGAAAAGAACAAGCUUUUUUAUGAACGAAUCAAUGACUUGGCUUCAAAGCAUGCAUGCACUCCUUCUCAAUUAGCAUUAGCUUGGCUUCUGCAUCAGGGAAAUGACAUAAUCCCUAUCCCUGGGACUACUAAACUGAAGAACUUUGAAAACAACAUUGGAUCUCUGAAUGUGAAGCUUACACAAGAAAAUUUGAAGGAAAUUUCUGAUGCAGUUCCCGUUGAGGAAAUUGCUGGGGAGCGAGAAUAUGAUAGUAUAUCACAAUAUCUUUGGAAGUUUGCAACUACGCCGCCAAAGUAAUUGCAUAGAUAGAACUGUGCAACUGUAAUGAAUUGAGUGUUGUGUUUGUAUUUCACUAUGAUGUUUACCUCAAUGAAAUAACUUCUCUACAAGAUAA
Molecule: messenger RNA, 1232 nt
Organism: Medicago truncatula (barrel medic)
Lineage: Eukaryota; Viridiplantae; Streptophyta; Magnoliopsida; Fabales; Fabaceae
Product: perakine reductase
Exons: 7
Coding region: 113-1135 (340 amino acids)
Cellular component (GO): cytoplasm
Source: RefSeq, a predicted model, not a curated record